This is a messenger RNA of Aspergillus alliaceus, 879 nucleotides long. RefSeq lists its product as uncharacterized. Bases 93 to 851 code for a protein of 252 amino acids. The record is from RefSeq and is a predicted model, not a curated record. Lineage: Eukaryota; Fungi; Ascomycota; Eurotiomycetes; Eurotiales; Aspergillaceae. The transcript has a single exon.
GCCAGCGCAGCUUCACGACGACUGAUGAAUAUCUCCACCUCUCCCUUAUGACGGGAAUCGUCGCCUUCUACGACUUCCCACUCAGAUGAAUCAUGUACAAACGAAGCGUGUUUACCAAUAUCACUCCGCUUCCGUCGUAUAUUACGCGGGAGACGGUCGUGGAUGCCCUCCACAAUCAUAGCGAAAUGAUUGAGCUGAACCCUUUGGUGAUCCGGCAUCAGCCCUGUCGCCCACCACCCUUUGCACCUGCAGAUGAAUUCCACUGUACAUGGUACGAGUUGACCGAUCGCAUCUCGUAUUUACCCGGCGGGCUCAUCCAGGGUAAUGUGUCGUAUGCCGCGUGCUUUCACGACCUCCCGCGAGGCCUUCAAACGCACGUCUACGCUCCAACCGGCUUGGAUAUCCGGGAGAAGUGGUCGGUCUGUGGGAAUAUGCCCGGAGAGCCGCGAGAGCCCGUCGAACUGGGCAUCCCCGAUGCACCCCGCGAAGGGCUAUACCUUCGGGAAGAUGUCAACAUGCGGUCGCAGAUCUGGGCCACGUCAUUUGUGAAGCGGACACUGAAAAAGGCCCACUCAGUGCUAGUAGACCGGCUAGUCAUUAAGGCGGACCUAGAAAAGCAGAAGAGGGAGUCAAUAUCCGGAUGCGUGUCCGAAUCAUCGAUGCAACAACAAUAUAUUCUGUCGCCUACUCAGAAACCAUUGCGUGAUGGGUAUCAAGGAGAGGAGGACUCGUUGUCGCUGGCGCAGAGCCGUUGGUCAAGGACCAGCGAUAUUGUUGAGGUUCCUGGAUCGUUGCAGGCGGGACAGAGACGUGGUCAGCGAGCAGGUCCUUCGGUAUAUGAACUCGAAUAAAGAGAGGUGUAUAAUUGUGGACUUUUCC